AUUUUGCAGCAUAAACCAAAACAAGUUGCGUGCCCUGAAGCCACUUUGAACAAAGGAUACGUAAGCGAAAUAAAUUGAACUCACUGGUUCCAGAUCGUUGUAAUAGAGAAAAUGAACAGGAUUAUGAAAACUCACCAAAGUGUGUAACGAAAAAAAAUCUCACGGAUGCAUUGCUAUAUUUGACAAAGAAGGAAUAUAAAAUAAUAGUUAGAUGUGAAUUUUGGUUAAGUUCACUGCUUCUACAAUGCUAUUUGGUUCACACAAAAAACUGAAUAACAGAAAAAAAACAAAAACCAGGCAUGUGCAAGAGCAGAAGUGUAAAAGAUGGACCAAUAAAAACAUUUUAAUCAGAUUAGAUAAAAAGUUUCCAUCCGCUCAAGCUGUUUUCAAAAAUGCACGGAAUGAGCUAGAAAACAUAUUAAAAAGCAUCAGUGAAUUGAUAGAACAACUGCCGGACAAAGUUUGCACACAAGAACAGGCAAUCAUUAAUACUACUACUAAAUCUAAGCAAGAUGGACAAAGUGGUUUGAUGCUGCUCAGUGAGGACACAAAAUCUUUAGCACAAAUAGUCAGUAAAGAAGUGGUAGACGAUGAAAUAGAAAGCUUUCAGUCAAAGAGUAAGGGGGUUGACAGAAACAGGAGUGAUUUUCGAAACGAUCUUUAUGGGGAAAUUAAAAAAAUUAAAUCUGAAGACGAAGAUAAAUACCAGGGAUUCGUUAACAGUCUUUACACUAUAGUAGAGCAUCCAUCAAGUGUAUGUGGUAUCUCUUGGCCACGACUUAAUGAGGAAAAAUGGAGGUUGUGUACUUUUUUCAAAUACCCACAAAACGCUGCCAAAUCUGCCAUUUUAUUAGCUGCUGAUGGCUUUGUUUACCUGGGAAGUGGUAACGAUUUAGAUGACAGUGUCAUGUGUCACUUCUGCUACAAAGUUAAAAAUAGAUGGCAACCUUUGGAUGAUAUUCCUGAAGUACAUAAACAGUUAUCUCCCGAUUGUUCAAUGGUGACUCAAAUUAAUUGUUCAAACAUCUCAGUGAAUACAAACUUGGAUUUCUCUCUUUUUGAUCAACUUCUAAAUUCAAAGCAAAGCAGAAAUAGACCAGAAGACACUAGACAUAAUGAAAUAGAAACUGGUGAAGCUUUAGAGAACUAUAAGAACCCAGGAGAAAAUAUUGAACCAGACGGCACCACCCUUCCAAGGGAAAGAUAUAAUAAUAAUUAUACGCAGAUAACAAGCAGUUCCGAACAGUCGACACCAACUAGAGAAAUCCCAGCAGUUACAGCAUCACAAAGUGAGACUUCAGGAGCAUCCCCUAGAGUAACAACCACAACAAGUUCAGCUAGUUCUAAUUUGACAUCCUCUAACUCUACUCCAUCCCUGCAUAUAACCUCAGCGACUGCUUCUAACACAUCUACAACUGUCAGUACAAGUCAAACAAAUAUUGAAGCAGGUCCUAGUUUAUCUGCUAUAUCAACAUCAGACCCACCAGAAGUUGUAACUCAAACAGUGUCAGCCAAUAGUCAAAACUCUGCCAAAGGAAAUGCAGGUGGACCAACGUAUUCUGAUCUUGGCAUUAUAACAGAACGCCCCAAGAGAUUUGAAUAUGCAGUGCUUGCUAAACGAAUGGAGACAUUUACAUCCUGGCCAAGAGAUCAUCAUUUGAGCCCUAAAGAACUUGCAGAAGCUGGAUUCUAUUAUGCAGGUUAUGGAGACUGCGCUCGCUGCUUCUACUGUGGUGGAGGUUUACGCAACUGGGAAGAUGAAGACGAUGUCUGGGUGGAACAUGCCAGGUGGUUUCCUAAAUGUGCUUACAUCCGUCAGCAAAUGGGACAAGUAUUUGUGGACACCAUUCAAGAUAUGAACAAAAGUUUUGACCAUAUCUCAAUGAAAAUGGUGAUGGAUAAAAUUGGAGACGCAGCCUCGGCUUUUCAACUUGAUUCCAAAGACAGUCCAUUAAAAAGAGACCCAGCUGUUAAGACCAUUGUGGACAUGGGAUAUCCCUUGGCUGAAGUUAUUACCACAGCCGAGGCAAUCAAAGAAGAUGGAAAUAUAUUAUCUGCGGAUAAAAUUUAUGAGAAGUUGGUGGAACACAAAGUAAAGAAAAAUCCAUCAAAAAUGAUUGAACGAGCAGCAGAAACAAUGGCAGGUGUGUCUGACACUUCUCUUAAUGCGAAUCUUGGUCAGUCUAAAUCAGAUAUUGAGGAGUUACCUCCACAAAUGUUGUGCAAAAGCUGCCAUAUACAGAAAAGCUGCAUUUGCUAUUUUCCUAGCAACCAUGUGAUUAGUUGCAUUGAUUGUGGUUUUAGAGUACCCAGGUGUCAGCUUUGUAAAUGUCUUGUGAUAUUUUUAAAACUCGUUCAUUGGUAGACUAAAUAUAAAGGCUAUUUGGGAAAUUGCUCCGUGUCUAAUUUAGUGAAUUUAAGAAAAUGAUUUGACGGUUUAGAUUUUCUUAAAUGGUUGGUACAGAAAUAGACUUGUUUUGUUUUGCAAAUAUUUAAAUCUUGCUAAAAAACAACAACAACAACAUACAUUUCAUUUUUUUUUACCUAGAUUAAUCAUUUUGCUUUGAUAUCAAGGAACAUUUUCAGUUAAAUCAUAUUGUAACACUUUUUUCUAACAUUCUUUCAUACAAUUUUUUAGCUCUGCAGUUAUAAAGAGCUAACAAAAAAGAUUUAAAAAAAAACAAGAAAGUAAAAAAUACUGUUUUUAAAAAAGACAAUUUCUCCUUUACAGAACUUAUAUCGCGUUUAUUUUUCUUUAAAACUAUUGAUAAAUUAAAGAAAGAAUCCUGGUUAAGCGAAUAUAGAAAUCUACUAGACUUGAUUCUAAAUUUAGAUCUAAACUUAAAUGGCGGUGCACAAAAAUUUUCAGGAACAUUUUUUUUUAACUCUACAUGCCUGGAUGCAAAAAUACCUGAUGAUGUAGUCUGCUCAAGAUUAUAUUUUCUAGUCCUCUAGCCAAUUGUAAAUUUUUUAUACUUAAGAAAAUCAUAGAGUUUAAACUAUAUAGUUUUCCUUGUGUGGCUGGCCAACAAGCUACUAAUUGUUUCCCAAAGAUAUUCAUCAAAUGUUGAAUUUCAAUGAGAAUUGUUAGAGCCAAUUUCGAGAUAGUGUUCAGGUUUGUUUGUUUCUAGCUCUUUUUGCAAUGUGCAACCUGAAAAGUCCACCUUUAACUUUUUACAUCCGUAAUUAUUUUCCAUGUUCUUGCAGAAUUGUUUUUUUUUUUUACGUUUGUACCCUCUACCCUGUAAUGAUUAAACUUCAAUAACAUGUUUGUUUGUUAUAAGAAAACGUUCACUUUUGGUAUAUAAUUAUAGGAGAAUACAUGUUCAUUUUAUAUAACACAAAUUAAAGUUUAUAAGACCAAAAAAUUUAAAAAUUUGAUCUAAUGGAGUCAAAUAUACGAGGAUAUCGUCAAUUCGGAGAUAAAGAGUUAAGAAUUCGAUGACUGUUUCCUAAGAGCAAUAAUUUUACUCUGCCCUAAUACCCUCUUCCCCACUAAAAAAAUCCAUUUUGAGUGCCGAUAUACUAAGUUCAAAUGAUGUUUUGUAAAAUGUUUGUUUUACAUGUUUCGGAUGUUCCUUCAGAGUUGAAGAUAAUUACUUCCUAGUCCAAACCUCCCGCAGGACGACGGGGGAUUGGAGCGGGCAGGGUUUGAACCCGGGACCAUCGAUAAAUCUGAACGACAGUCCAGCGUGCAAACCGCACCACCAGGCAGCCAUCAUGACCAAUAGAUCCAGACUUACAAGGCUGUGCGUAAUAUGUUCCAGAAGUCUAAUUAUUCAACUCUUUAAUGAAUAGGGACUUGAUGAGGAAAUACCCGCUGACCUGUCUGUUCAAGACCAAAUUUAAUUUUGAUGAAUAUCUUUGGAAUAGUCUAAUUUUUUAAAAAGACAUUUUUUUUUAUGUCAUUGUUUUUUUUUUUGCAAAAGGUAUACAUAAACUGCCAAAUUUAUAGAAAAAUCAUUAAAACUAUUUAUUUAAUCCAUGCCCUCCCAUGAAGAGUUUGCAAGGUAAUUGGUGGAAUUGAGGCAACAGGGAGACACAUACAUCAAUAUGCAAUAAAAUAAAGACCUUUUGAACGUCUUUUAACAUAGAGUUUAGUGAAAACGGCGAAUGUUUAAAUCUUUUAAUAUCAAGAACCUAAUGAACAAACCUAACAAUAGCAAUCUUAUCUUGUAAAAUACAGACGUUACUUCAUAAAGAGAAGAUGAUUACGUCCUACACGUGUUCUUAGGUCAAUCAUGCCAUGCAUUUAAUUCUGCCAAGUCACUACUUUUCCUGGCUGACUCAGGCAACCCAUUCCUUGCCUUAAUAGCACUAGGGAAGAAAAAGCAUUUGUACAAAUUUGUCCUAGCAUAUGGAAUGAGAAAUGUGCCUUUAUCUUUGUGACUUGGCUAUUUUAUUAAAUUUUGUUUUUGUAUUUGAAGAUUAUGGUUCAGUGUUUUAUGUAUAAUUGCUAGGUUAGUUUUAAGUCUUCUAUCCUGAAGGCUUUCUAAAUUUGUGAUUUUACAGAAGUUUGGAAAGGAGGAGGGUUGAGAAUGAGCCUUUUAACAGUAGAAUCUUCCAAAUUGAACUAUGCCGUUAAUGUCAAUGCUCAAAUGGUGUUGUUGUUGUUGUUGUUUUUUUACACGAAAUAAAGUAAUUUAAUAUAUAAAAAUUGUUUUUGAGAAUGUUCUUAUCAUAUUGUUAAAUAUACUUUUGUAGAAUUCAAACUUAAAAUUUGAAAUUUUCUACUUAACAAUUAGUUUAAUAAGAAAAAACAUCUCGCUAUUAGUUUUGUGUGGUCUACCAACCCAUCCGUCCGUAAAUCUCAGACUUUAUUAAUUAACGAAAAAUGAUUAUGUUGAGUAUUUUAUUUAAUUUAAUAUGCCUCAACAGUCUUGU
Messenger RNA from Biomphalaria glabrata, 4884 nucleotides. RefSeq names its product E3 ubiquitin-protein ligase XIAP-like. Lineage: Eukaryota; Metazoa; Mollusca; Gastropoda; Planorbidae. Gene Ontology annotation, cellular component: cytoplasm; nucleus. The transcript is spliced from 7 exons. Bases 245 to 2365 code for a protein of 706 amino acids. Gene Ontology annotation, biological process: regulation of cell cycle; positive regulation of protein ubiquitination; negative regulation of apoptotic process. The record is from RefSeq and is a predicted model, not a curated record. Gene Ontology annotation, molecular function: ubiquitin protein ligase activity; cysteine-type endopeptidase inhibitor activity involved in apoptotic process.